Messenger RNA from Hippoglossus stenolepis (Pacific halibut), 4054 nucleotides. RefSeq names its product hyaluronoglucosaminidase 6 (gene hyal6). The transcript is spliced from 5 exons. The record is from RefSeq and is a predicted model, not a curated record. Gene Ontology annotation, biological process: hyaluronan catabolic process; carbohydrate metabolic process. Bases 210 to 1733 code for a protein of 507 amino acids. Gene Ontology annotation, molecular function: hyalurononglucosaminidase activity. NCBI's taxonomy places the organism in Eukaryota, Metazoa, Chordata, Actinopteri, Pleuronectiformes, Pleuronectidae.
GACCUGAGAGAGGGGGAAACAGACAAUUGAGCAGUUUUUCAGACAGACAAUCUGUGUCUAAAUCCCUAGAGGUGAGGAAAUCAUCUAAAAGGAGGCUCUGGUUCGCAGCAUGGUCAGCAGAGACGGAAAGAUAAACUACAGCAGUGGUCGGCAGUUGGCAUCGACUAUAACAUCUUCAAUGCAGAUAAACCAGGACCACUAAUUGCUCCAUGAAGAAUCGGGGGCCAUGGCACAGAUGGGGCUCCCAUCUCCUUGCGAUGGCCUUAUGGGUUGGCAUUGGAGUAAAGCUCCAAGUUGGGGGUGACCAGAUGAAGCCGGCCCGUGCACCUCUGAUCCCCCAUCGGCCUUUUGUUGUCGUGUGGAAUGCACCUACGGAGUCCUGCCGCCUUCGAUUCAAAGUAGACCUGGACCUCAGUGUUUUUGAUAUCGUAGCAAACCUCAACGAAACCCUCAGUGGACCAAAUGUCACCAUAUUCUACCACAGCCACCUGGGAUACUACCCAUACUACUCCAACUCUGGGUUCCCCAUUAAUGGUGGUUUGCCACAGAACCAGAGCAUCUCCAAACACCUGAGUAAGGCCCGGACUGACAUUGACAAGCUUAUCCCGCACAAGGAUUUUCGAGGCUUGGGUGUCAUUGACUGGGAGAACUGGAGGCCACAGUGGGUCAGAAACUGGGGCUCCAAGGACAUAUACCGCAAUAAGUCCAAGGAUCAAAUCCGGAAACUUCACCCAAACUGGCCAGAGAGCAAAGUAGAGAAGGAAGCAAAGGAAAGUUUCGAAAGAGCUGGGCAAGACUUUAUGAACCUGACCUUAGCUCUGGCUGAGGGCCGCAGGCCGAAUGGGCUGUGGGGGUUUUACCUGUUCCCAGACUGCUACAACUAUGGGUACAAGCAGCAUCCACAACAGUACACUGGCGAAUGUCCAAAUGUCGAGCACGUUCGCAAUGACCAUCUGAUGUGGCUGUGGAAGGAGAGCUCAGCCCUCUACCCUUCCAUCUACCUUGACUAUGAGCUCAAGUCCUCCCCCAACACUGUCAAGUUUGUCCAUUAUCGAGUCAAGGAAGCCAUGAGGAUUGCGUCUAUUGCCCGUACAGACUUCACAUUGCCUGUGUUUGUCUACUCCAGACCUUUCUAUGCCUACACCUUUGUGGUUCUUUCUGAGAGUGACCUGCUUCAUACCAUCGGGGAGAGCGCCGCUUUGGGAGCAUCAGGCGUCGUCCUCUGGGGAUCAUCAGAAUACUCUCGAUCACAGAGGAACUGUCUGACAGUGAAGAAGUAUAUCGACGGCCCACUGGGACAUUAUGUUAUCAAUGUCACAUCAGCUGCUAAGUUGUGCAGCAAAGCAUUGUGCAAGAAGAAUGGCAGGUGCGUCCGCAAGAGCCUCGACUCAAACGCUUACCUGCACCUGAAUCCACGCUUCUUCCACAUUCACCGCAGGCCGACACCCAGGGGCCCCCAUUUCCACGUCAGCGGUCACCUCAACAACUAUGACAUCCUGGACAUGAAGAACAAGUUCACCUGCCAGUGCUACCAGGGCUGGACGGGGGUUCAUUGCGAGAUGCCCCAGACCCCGCCUCCACUACCCCCGCCUCAGCCUGCCAUCCCUCUGCCGCACCCCCACGAGAACAGCCUGCUGGGGGAUAUCUUGCUCCUCCUAUCCCUCCAUUUCUCUUGUCUGUGCAUCAUUAUCUUCCUGGGUCUCUGUCUGAUUAUUAAGUGUCUCAAUCUGUAGCCAACAAGACUUAAGCCGUUGUGUGUUAGCUCACAGUGUGAUCAGCUGCAGUUUCUCAAAUGUCCAAUAGAUGUUGUUUCAAGAAAACUCGGACUUUCCUGAAAUAGGAAAACCUCCAACAUUUCAAAGUCAGCUCUCACUUACUGACUUCACUUCCUCUAAUGUGUACCUUAGUGGUGGACAUUUUUGUCUGAAGGAAUAUUACACCAAAAAUCAUGUUUUAUAUAUCUAACAACCCAGCAGACUUAACAUGUUGCCCUGUAAAGUUUGUAACUUGCCCAUUUGCAAUGGAUAAUGUUAAAGAUUUGACAUAAAAAACAUCCAUAAAAACUUUAGAAACCACUGCCACCACAAUAACCUCAACAUUUUUUAUCCAGCCCCAGGAUGUGGUGAAAGCAGGCUCAUAACAAGGUAUCCAGAGAUCUCUCUCUUCAUCUAUGUCCUUCAGCUUGAUCGGGGGCCCAACCCACAUCAAAUGAAUUCUUUAGAACCAGUGCCUCAACUGCAGGCUCCUUCCAAGCUUAUCACUCUGUCCUUCAGGCUGAGCAGAAACAUUACAGGUCUCUGUUUGCCGAGUGUGUAAGAUACACUGCCUUUGUUGCUGGUGAAAUCUGGAAGGAGCAACGAGGGGGAGUGAAUUAUCAUUCAGAUGUUUGUGAUUUCACAAGUUUCUAUGGAUGGUUCAAUACCUGCUAUUUUUAUUUUGCUGUGUCUCGUGUUGAUCCAUUACACCUGUGGUGAAUCCAGACAAAUCAAUUACAGCAAGCUCCAAAUAUUUCAGAUCCUACACGGGGUGAAUAUCUUCAGAUGUAAAUGUUAACUAGCUUCAAAUUAGCUACUGCAUUAUCAAUGGAACACUGGAUUUACAAUUGUACAUGGUGUUGGAAUCCCAUGAACCUUCUGCUUUAGGUCUACUGCAGAAGAAACUGCUCUUUUGAAUGUGUCAUUGUCUGUCGCUGUUAAAUUCUUUACAUGAAACUGUAAACAUUGAGGGAAACCUAUCAUUUCCUACUGUCAGACCACCUCCUUCAGGGGAAGCGGUCUACACGUAUACGUAACCCACGAAGGUUGUUGCCAUUUUGGACUGUGUUGACCACAAAGGCAGAGAAUUGAGAUUUCAGAAGAUCUUUGUGAUCUGCAUCACCAGCUUGUCCUGUCCUUACCGCUGUCACCUAACAAUAGUGCUGCAGUUUGACACAACAAGAAAGAUUCAAUGCACCUUGGUUUUUAACAUGUUUACCAAUAGCUGUUCAGCCUGAUAUUUAGGCAUUGGACUUCUUGUCAUUUGCACUCAUCAUUUUACAUUUGAAAAACAAUUGAAGAGCAAUCCUGGCCUAGCCUAAGAAGGAUCCAACCAUUGGAUGAUGACAGAUUUAUUGGCCGCAUUUGGAGGAGACUUUGGCCUGUACUCACCUGGUGUUCACAUGUGGUUUUUGUGAUCCGAUCUCAAGUAGACACCUCUAAGUACAGGUGUGAACGCACUCAGAUCAGAUAUUAUCACUUAUCUGUACCCAUAUGCUGAUUUGGUUUUGGUCAUCGCCAAAAUAUCAACACUGACCAAGACAUCAUGACUGUUGUUUUUUAAAAUUUAUUAAAUCUCUCUUUACUGCAGCUGCAGGAGAUUCAUUCAGCGCCUCCUAACUACUCUCUCUCUCAUGCCGACAUACAGACACACAAUAUCGGACACAUCUGUACACUCAAACUGGGUCAAAAUUUUGUCGUAACAAAAAUCACAUACGUGUUCAUUUGCAUGUAGAGCGGGGAAGUGAGAUCCGAUCACAUGUGGUCACAGGAGACACCUUCAGGACACAUUUUAAUGCCAAGUGUACUUAGCGCUCGCCACAUGUGACUGGAUCUCUCAGGACAGAUGUUAAUACAAUGUGUGUACAGUGCCUUUGAAAUGGAAAAGCCUAGUCACACUGCUGUGACACAAUUGUUCAUCAAAUGCAGACACCAAGGAAGGAGGCACCCUAAUUUGGACACUGCUCACUAAUUGUGAAGAAAGAGCUGCUUGAGUCCUCCAUUGUUAGCUAUUGUGUUUUCUGAUGCUGGAAAGUCUAGAAGAAAACAAAACAGCACCCUUCAAACUCAUGCGCAGCUCACUCUGACUACAGUGACAACUUGUGCUAAACUAUGAUAUUACAGUUGCUGUUGAGGGGAGGGAUUUGGGGCUGUAGACUUCAUUAGUCUUCUUGUAAUCUACUGCAUUUGUCUUUUUCACUGGCAUUUAUACAUGAUUUAUUUAGUGUAACUUGUGUGUAUGUGUUUGUGUGUUUACAGCCUAAAUAAAAGAGAUAAAUAGAAGAAAUCACUCUCGUCAA